UUAAGUCAUUUGCUACUAUCCACUUAUGUAGUUGUAUCGUUAAAAACUUUAAACGUCAACCUCUUUUCAGUAAACUUAUUAAAUAAUUCAGUAGGGGCACAGGUCGUGGUAUAAUGGAGUAUUAUAGAUUCCAAGUCACAUUGUUCAUGUGGCAGUGCUCGCGCGACACCCGAAGUGAUUGGGUACCGUAACCAUGUAUCAGGAAACCGAUGGAGUCACCUCCAAGAUCGAGAAAAACAAAUUCGAGUCUUCUAUCAGUGAGCUGAAGAAGAAGGCGUUUGUGUCUGCUGCUGACAUAGAGAGCUAUGGUGAGAGCGGUGUGACGGAGCAAUAUCAAAAAGCGUACCAUCGCUCCCUAGUGGAUCCCGAGGGAUUCUGGGCCGACGUGGCAAAAGAGGUCGAGUGGGCUAAGCCUUGGGAUAAGGUUCUGGAUCACUCCAAUCCUCCCUUUACAAAAUGGUGGGUAGGCGGCGAGUUGUCCGUCUGUCACAACGCAAUCGAUCGGCAUGUGGAGAAGGGCCAGGGCGACAGCGUGGCCCUGGUACACGACUCACCGCUCACGGACACAGUGAGGCGGAUCACUUACAGUGAAAUGAGGGACCAGGUAUCUCGCUUAGCCGGGAAACUGUCGGAGCUUGGAGUGACGCGAGGGUCCCGCGUCCUGAUCUACAUGCCGCUGAUCCCCGAGGCAGUCGUCGCCAUGUUGGCGACCAACCGCAUUGGGGGCAUCCACUCUGUGGUAUUCGGAGGAUUUGCGGCUAGAGAGCUGAGAACAAGAAUUGAGCAUGCGGAACCCACUGUUAUUAUUGCAGCUAGUUGUGGAGUUGAACCUAAUAAAAUUGUUAGAUACAAAGAUAUCUUAGACGAGGCACUAUGUCAAAGCUCACACCAGCCCUUGAAGUGCAUUAUUUACCAGCGGCGAAGAGUUCUUGAGUGUUCUCUAGAGAAAGACAGAGACAUGUGCUGGAUAGAUGCACUUGAGAGCGACCCGGUGCCAUGCGUGCCUGUCGAGGCAAAUGAACCCUUAUACAUUUUGUAUACUUCUGGAACAACUGAUGCUCCAAAAGGUGUCCAACGCCCAUGCAGCCAUGCAGUUACGCUUUGUUGGUCCAUGAGCACGAUAUAUGGCUUAAAAAAAGGUGUUUGGUGGGCGGCUUCUGACCUUGGUUGGGUAGUGGGUCAUUCAUAUAUCUGUUACGGCCCCCUACUUGCCGGUCUGACCACUGUUUUGUACGAAGGCAAGCCGGAUCGGACACCCGAUCCAGGACAGUAUUUCAGGAUAAUAGAACAGCAUCGAGUAAAUGCGUUAUUCACAAUUCCCACCGCAAUUCGUGUGCUGAAGAGGGCCGAUCCCAACGCCAAAUACGCUAGGAGAUAUUGUAAUCAGUCUUUGAAAUCAGUAUUCAUUGCCGGAGAACAUUGCGACCAAGACACACGUCUAUGGGCAGAACGUAUAUUUUCAGUGCCCGUACUAAACCACUGGUGGCAAACAGAAACAGGGUCAGCGAUUACUGCUGCCUGUCUUGGGUAUGGCAUUAAAUCAGUACCGCCACAUUCCGCUGGAUACCCUGUUCCAGGAUAUGAGAUGCAUGUUCUAAGAGAAGAUGGUUCAGAAUGUCAAACGGGCGAAGUUGGUAGAUUAGUCGCAAAGCUUCCUCUGCCUCCUGGGUUUGCCUCGACACUUUGGCAAGCAGAUGACAGAUUUAAGAAGACAUACUUCGAGUCGUAUCCAGAUUACUACGACACUCAAGAUGCUGGUUGGAUAAGUGCAGAAGGAGCUGUUUGGGUUGUAGCCCGUGCAGAUGACAUCAUUAAUGUAGCUGGUCACAGGCUAUCGACUGCAGCUAUUGAAGAUGUUGUGCUAAAGCAUGCAAGGAUAGCAGAUGCUGUUGUCGUUGGCGCCCCUGAUACUACCAAGGGCGAUGUGCCUUUAUGCCUUUACGUGAUGAGACCACCCCAAGAUGAUGAAGAAAUAGUGGCUGAAAGUACAGUAACCCAGGAACUUAUCGCAUUAGUUCGCCAUCUGAUUGGGCCAAUAGCAGCGUUUAGAAAAGCAGUUGCAGUUCCUGCGCUACCACGGACUAGAUCAGGCAAAGCGCUGAGAGGAGCAAUUGCAAAAUUAGCUAGAUCACAAUUAGUGCGACUGCCAGCUACAAUUGAAGAUGCAAGUGUAUUUGCUGAAAUAAAAAUUGCACUGCAAAAAUUUGGAUAUGCCAUAGAUGCACCCGAUCCUGAAGUUUGAGAAAAUACUAACUAUCCUUUCAUUUCAAUCUUAAUGAUUGGAUUUUUUUUAGGAAACUUAGGAAAUCAAAGAAAUAUGUGCUUUA
This is a messenger RNA of Cydia amplana, 2327 nucleotides long. RefSeq names its product acyl-CoA synthetase short-chain family member 3, mitochondrial. NCBI's taxonomy places the organism in Eukaryota, Metazoa, Arthropoda, Insecta, Lepidoptera, Tortricidae. Bases 194 to 2242 code for a protein of 682 amino acids. Gene Ontology annotation, molecular function: propionate-CoA ligase activity. The transcript has 12 exons. Gene Ontology annotation, cellular component: mitochondrial matrix. The record is from RefSeq and is a predicted model, not a curated record.